Molecule: messenger RNA, 2160 nt
Organism: Rhizophagus irregularis DAOM 181602=DAOM 197198
Lineage: Eukaryota; Fungi; Glomeromycota; Glomeromycetes; Glomerales; Glomeraceae
Source: RefSeq, a predicted model, not a curated record
AUGAGGAGAGGACCACGGGGUGGCCUCCACAGAAAGGCUUCCUCUUAUUUCAUCUGUUCUUUGAAAGAGUCUGAGAUGGGAAAUAACACUAUCUCUAUAGAUAAUAUGCCACUAGAGGCUAUUUCUUUCCCUUCUUUACAAAAAAUUUCUACAAAAUCCACUUUUCAUAACGAAUAUAGUUUUCUUAUUUCGGUGAAAAAAUUUCACGUGAAUAACAACACUCGUACCGGUUAUAACAAGAUUUACGAAUUUAGACGCUCAAAAAGUUACUUUUUUGAGCUUGCCAAUCAAUUUUCAGGCACCAAUGAUAUUCACCUUAUCAUACAUACAAAUGAUUACAACAUGCAGACUAAACCGACCCAGUAUAUUUCAACGAGUCCAUUUCCCAACAAGAAAUUCCAAAUUAGUAAAAUGCUCACGCACUUCUUUUCCUUACAACGAGUCAUACCACGAAGAAUACAACAAAGAUAUUUUAACCUUAUCCGCCACAAGCUAUUGGAUCGGUUUAAUAUUAUCCGAUCCCGCGUAGGCAGUACUCUCUUACCUGAUAAUGAAGAUCACCCUCACCUCGGAAGUCAACAUAACAAAUCUUCCAAAACUUUCUUCAACUUCUCGUACAAGAGAUAUCGUUUUCGCUUCGGCUGUUACAUACCUUGCCGAUGCUUGAUGACUUUAAAUAAGUCCAAAGAUAUAUCUUUUUGCCAUGUCCCCAGUCCUUUUGUAAUGACUAAUGAUCGUCACGCUUGUGUCGAUCAUCAGAAAGAAUUCUUUCGAAAUCGACUCUUUCAUUUUAUCAAACACGAUAGUCCACGAGAUCAAGUCUUGUCUAAUAACAAGACUUCUCACGCUACACAGCUCUACAAUAGAUGGAAAGAAGGCACAGAAAAGGAAAUUUUUUCGCGACGCCUUGGCAUUGAAUUCUCUAUGAAAUACUUGGCCGCCAGUAAUAAAAACAUCAUACGCUACAAUCACCGUUAUAUGUAUAUGAAACGGUUGUUUAAUUUCAAAUUUAUACACUCACCUAAUCCGAACAUAAAAAAGAAACAACAGAAGCGUUUCAAUCGAUCUUGCAAUAGAGUUUUUAAUACCCGUUACGAUUCCUCGUGUAUUAGUUUUGAAGAGAAACUUAAAGCUGCUCAAGCAAAUCAUUUUAUUUUUCACAAACAUCAAACUAUUCACAAAAAUCUCUCGCACCUCACCUAUUCGAAGAAAUCGGCAAUUUCCGAUGCUAAUAGUUACCCAUUUAACAUUCCUUUUUACGAACUGAUAAUUGGACCUUCGGCCCCUAAAGAAGACCUCCUCCUAGAUGAACCCGCUUUGGUGUUCUCCGGGGUAUUCAAAGUUGAUUUACCUGCCAAUACACCUUCACUGAACUUAAAUUCAUCAGGAACCUCGAUGAACAAUUUCAACUUUAACAAUUCUAUAGACAAUUUGACGUCUAAGGAUAUUUUCACUUUUUCACCACAUCCUGCACAUACCAUGGUCCCUACAGUAGAAAACUACAAUCCGUUUCGCAAGUCCUUAGGUGACCGAUUUAAACCCUUCGUCCCUAGAUCUCCCAUUUAUGAUCAUUUCGGUCAUUAUUUACCGCCUGAAUCUGACGGAUGGUUACAAGUUGUUAAGAAAUCCUACGCAUCAAGAAACAAACCCGACCCGGUGGUCGAGCUGCAACAAUGGCAAGCAAGUAAAAAAAAGAAAAAUCGGCUCAAGCCUAAAGAAUAUCAAUGUCGGCUAGAUGAGGCCAUACGCCAAUCAACUCUACACAUUUAUCACGGCACUAGUGCCAAACACGUUAAACGUCUUCUUGCUACUACGACCCAUCUUACCACAUUACAGACAACAUAUCACCGGUACAUGUCCUAUGCGACCAGCGAUUGCUCAGAACGCAUCUAUCAACAUGAACUUAAACGUUUCCAAUAUUAUCUGGAUGCCCCUCCAAAAAAUUACAUGCUCCCGCACCUCGAGGAUAUCGCCUAUAAUGACACCUCCGACGAUACUAAAUGCCUCGAAGUUCGUCCCAAGAAACGGGACACUCUUACUAACCUCUGUGAUCGUUAUCUCCACAGAGACCGAAUUAAACAUAUACGACUGGAUACGGGUUACCCUAUUGACUCCCCUGUUUCUAGUUUGAACAAAUCUUAGAUUUUGUUAAUUUUAAUU